AUGCCGCCGAACCUCUUCUCUCGUUUGGUGCCCACGAACGACGACCGAUCCUUAUACGAACGACUCCGAGACGAUCAAGGUGUCGAUCUGGAGAGCGGAGCAGGCUUGGAUCUAGACGAAGAGAAUCUCGCUCAAAACUUCCAUGACGACGACCUCGAUCAGGCCGAUGCCCUCGGACUUGGCGACAGUCGCCUCUCGACCAGGAGCCCAGUCGCCACUACAAGAGAUACUCGAGCGGGUCCCUCCCAGCGAGCCAGACGAGGCCCUAGACCUUCGAACUGGCUAGCACCAGAGGACGAUGCGGACAAUGAUGUACCAGCAUCCCUCUUGGUAGAGGGGCCUGGCGCCGCGGUACCCAAGUCCAGCCCAACAAGGUCUGGGCCACAGCCCUCCCGGCAUCCUGCUGCCGCUGGCCCUUCGAACAGGCGGAUACAAUCGCAGUGGGAGGCUGCGCAGGAACAUCAAAGAUUACAUCAAGAUGAGGAAUAUGGCUUUCUGCCUAGACGGCGUCGAGAAGGUCUUCCCUCGAGAAGACCAGGCUUCGUCGGCAGUCCCAAGGACAAGGCCAUGUUCCGAUGGGCUAAUGUCUCCAAUCUUGAUGUCUUCAUCAGGGAUGUUUACGACUACUACCUUGGAGCAGGCAUUUGGUGUAUACUACUCGAGAGAUUGUUGCAUCUUCUCAAGGUCGCCUUCGUUGCCAGCCUCCUCACGCUGUUAACUCAGUGCAUAGAUUACAGCAAGAUCCGAGAUAGCAAAAGCCUCUCCCAAAUCAUGAUCCCCCAGUGCACCAAGAACAUGUGGGGCAUAUGGAACCUGAGUCUUUGGCUUUGCAGCUUCUACUUCGUCUGGAAGUCCAUCCAGUGGGUGCUUGAUAUCCCACGUCUGUUGCACAUCCGCGAUUUCUAUGAAUAUUUGCUGGAGAUACCCGAGGAAGACAUGCAGACGGUCUCUUGGCAAGAUGUCGUCUCCAAAAUCACCGGUCUUCGGGAACAAAACGUCAAGACAGCUACCAACAUCACGCCUUCCCAGCGCCGAUUCAUCUCAAAGCAAUUGGGCGCGCAGGUGGGGGGUCAAUCCAAAGAAAGAUUGGAUGCCCACGACAUCGCGAAUAGGUUGAUGAGACGGGAGAACUACAUCAUUGCGCUGUUCAACAAGGACAUCUUGGACCUUGCUGCCCCUAUUCCGUUUCUCCGGACAAGACAACUCUUCUCGAAGUCACUGGAGUGGACGGUUCAGUUUGGGGUCCUGGACCUGGUAUUCACCGAAAGUGGCCAGGUGCAUCAACGUGUCCUCAAAUCUGACCAUCGAGGCCAGCUCAGCCGGGAGAUGAAGACCAGGUUUGCUUUCGCUGCGGCAAUGAACCUCAUCUUCGCACCAUUUGUCGCAUGCGGUCUCGUGGUCGAUUUCAUUUUCACCUACUACAAUGAAUUCAAAACAAACACCUCCUCUAUCGGAGCUAGACAAUACACACCACUUGCCAGAUGGAAAUUUCGAGAAUUCAACGAGCUACCACACCUCUUCGAAGAGCGCUUGAACAUGUCCUACCCCUUUGCAAAGCAUUACAUUGACCAAUUUCCUAAGAAGAAGACCGAGUUAGCUGCCCGCACCGCGCAGUUCUUCGUCGGCGCGCUCAUUGCUGUCCUUGCCAUAGUGGGUUUCUCAGACCCAGAGAUGUUCGUGGACUUUGAGAUAUUUCCAGGCAUGAACGCAUUUGCCUUUGUUGCGAUUUUGACAACGAUAUGGGCAGUUGCCCGAGGCAUGAUAUCGGAGGAGAACGACGUCUUCGACCCCGAGUACGCCAUGCAGAACGUCAUCGAAUACACGCAUUAUCAGCCAGAUCAGUGGAAGGGUCGCCUCCACAGUUACGAUGUCAAGACAGAGUUCGCCGAGCUGUACAAGCCGAGAGUGAUUACCUUUGCCGAAGAAAUUCUCAGUGUUCUGGUCACACCUUUGGUGCUGUGCUUCAGUCUACCCAAGUGCAGCGAUCAGAUCAUCGAUUUCUUCCGGGAGUUCACAAUCCAUGUCGAUGGCCUCGGUUACGUGUGCUCUUUCGCGGUUUUCGAUUUCCAGAAGGACAAUCGUACCAGUAAACCUCAACAGGGCAAUACUGUCGAUGCCCGUGAAGACUACUAUGCCACGAAACACGGCAAGAUGCAAGCCUCGAUGCAUGGAUUCCUGGACAACUAUGUCUAUAAUCCCAGAAGCGGGCUGCCUGGUGCACACCCAUUAGGAGGACCAGCUGGGCGUCACCAAUUUCACCCUCCACCGGCUUUCCCAGGCUUGACGUCCCCAACGUUAGCUGCCGACAUGCGCGCGUCACGCAUGGGCCGCAGCGAACUACCAAGGGCUCGAGCAGCACCGGUUCCUCAGCAAUCUGGAAGGACGCCGCGGUCCGGACCAGUUGUUGCGCCAUCACCAAUGGCGUCGAUGUUACUCGAUCCUCAUAAUCAGCCUUCAGCCUCUCUGAUCGCGGGCCGGACGCCACAGCGGGCUCGGCAGCAACGAGGUCCGUAUCAAGCCGAUGGAGACAUCAUUGAGGAAUCGGCGGAAGAUGGAGGCGCCAAGAGAGCUGCCCUUCGGCAGGGGACGAAUUACACCGAUGACGGCGAUGUUGAGGAGAGCGUAGCCCGUCUUGGGGAGUCAACAUGGGAGGGCUCACCUCGCCAUGGUGUGAGCAGGGAAACUAGUACUGUGACAGAGAAUGAUGACGGACCAGGCGUAGUCACGUUGCUCAAGCAAUUUCAGCAGGCUCACUUGAAUCAUAGAGGCGUUAUGUGA
Anthostomella pinea is the source of this 2778-nucleotide messenger RNA. NCBI's taxonomy places the organism in Eukaryota, Fungi, Ascomycota, Sordariomycetes, Xylariales, Xylariaceae. The record is from the annotation of a GenBank genome assembly.